This is a messenger RNA of Caenorhabditis elegans, 1727 nucleotides long. RefSeq names its product Thioredoxin domain-containing protein (gene erp-44.1). Lineage: Eukaryota; Metazoa; Nematoda; Chromadorea; Rhabditida; Rhabditidae. The record is from RefSeq and is marked reviewed. The coding region runs from base 94 to 1275 and encodes 393 amino acids. The transcript is spliced from 10 exons. Gene Ontology annotation, biological process: cell redox homeostasis.
GUUUUGAAAGAAGAAGUGAAUCUCGGUGAUCAGCACGGAAUGGCACAUGCUCUCAGAGAGAUACAAGCACACAGUAUUCUCAUGAAAAAUCAAAUGCUGCGGUGGUUAUCCCUACUUCUAUUCUGUCCGGCUCUACUGAAUGCUGAAGUUGUUUCAUUGACAUCACAAAACUUCGAGCAAACUAUUCAAGCAAAUGAACUCGUUUUCGUGAAUUUCUACGCAGAUUGGUGCCGCUUCUCGCAGAUGUUGAAACCCAUUUUCUUGGAAGCUUCGGAAAAGUUCAAAGAUGCGGCUCCGGGCAAGAUUAUGUGGGCUUCAGUGGAUGCUGAUAAGAACAACGACAUUGCCACAAAAUAUCAUGUUAAUAAAUAUCCAACUCUGAAGUUGUUCAGAAAUGGAGAAGCCGCGAAAAGAGAGUACAGAAGUUCCCGAUCCGUGGAGGCUCUUAGCGAAUUCAUCAAUAAACAAAUGGAAGUUACAGUGAAGAAGUUUAUUGAGAAAAAUGCACUUCAAGCUGCGCAUAAUCCAGAAAAGAACACAUUUAUUGGAUAUUUCCAUGAUGAAAACAGUGUCGAGUACAAGAAUCUCAUGAACGUGGCAAUGUUUUAUCGUGAUGAAUGUGAAUUUAUGGUUGGAAUCGGAGAUUUGAACUUCCCUGGAGAGGCACCGGCUGCUGGUCAACCACCGAAACUCGUUUUCCAGCCAUCUAAUAAGGCUGUGAAUCCAGCACAGAUUCCAUUCUCUGGAGAUUUUGCCACUUAUGAAUAUCUCAAACAAUGGGUUGCUGACAAAUGUGUGCCAUUAGUUCGUGAAAUCACAUUCCAAAAUGCAGAAGAAUUGACUGAAGAAGGACUUCCAUUUAUGAUUCUUUUCAAGAAAUCUGAUGAUAAAGUCAGUGAGAAGAUCUUCACUGAUGCAAUUGUUCGAGAACUUCCUGAUCAGAGAAAAGCAAUUAACUGCUUGGUCGGUGAUGGAACAAUCUUCAAGCAUCCACUCAGUCACUUGGGUAAAUCGGAAUCCGAUCUUCCAGUCAUUGCAAUUGAUUCUUUCCGACAUAUGUAUUUAUUCAAGAAUUUCGAAGAUGUCAACGUCCCCGGAAAACUCCGCGAAUUCGUGCUCGAUCUGCACAGCGGAAAGCUUCAUCGCGAAUUCCACCAUGGUCCAGAUCCAGUGACUGGAAAUCAAGCACCGGACACUGAGCCACCACCGUCUACAUUCGAGAAGUUGAAGCCUGCUUCUUCGAGAUACACAAUUCUUGACAAAACGGAACUUUAAUUUCUUUGAUUUUUCAUUUUUGUUUAUAACAGAGCUUUAUAUCACAAUUGCAACAUGGCCUUGUUUUGCAUUUCUCUGGUGUUCUUUUUUUUUAAUUUUCAGUUUUAUUCGGUCAAUUUUCCAUUGGUUUUGGUUUUAUUUCUUGGUUUCUACGAGGUCCCCCCACACACAACUAUUUAAUCCCCGAUUUCCACAAAAAACUAUACAUUACUAUGUUAUUCCAUCGGAUUGUUGUUCUUUUGCCAAUCAAAAUCCAUUUCUUUCCUAUUCAUCUCUCUGAAAGUUUUAGUCAAUUCCUGUCUGUGAUGCGCGGUUUUAUUCUUCGUUUUCCCAUGUCUCUAUCCCUGUCUUUUUUUUGUUUUUAGAUUCAAUUUUAUUUCAAAAAUUUUUUGAAUCUUAAAUUCAAAAACAAUCAACAAUGUUAACAGAAACGAAUGAAUAUAUUUAUUCUU